AGAGUACAACGGGAGAGUUCCUAUUAAGGACGAGAGGCAAGCUUCAGUUUGGUUGCUCUGCGUACCGUACAAUCGUACUAGGGGGAUUUGCACACCCGUAAUGGAAACAGAGUCUCAUCAAGUAGUGUUCGGAAAAUCGAUAAUAGUACCAAGUGUUAGGGAGCUGGUCAAAGAACCCAUCACCAAAGUUCCUCCUCGGUAUGUGCACAAUCAGCAGGACCCUCAGACGGCCGCCGCCGCCGCCGCCGACAUCUGGCUUCAACCGGUUCCGGUCAUCGAUCUCCAUUGCUUGCUUCAUGGGGACUCCAUGGAUUCCGAGUUAGAGCGGCUCCACUCAGCUUGUAAGGACUGGGGUUUUUUCCAGGUUGUGAACCAUGGAGUGAGUAGUUCAUUGUUGGAGGAAUUCAAAGGGGAGGUUCAAGAUUUCUUUGAACUUCCACUCGAAGAAAAGAAGAAGCUUUGGCAGCAGCCAGAUAACCAUGAGGGAUUUGGGCAACUCUUUGUGGUAUCAGAAGAGCAGAGGCUUGAUUGGUCAGACAUGUUCUAUCUGACUACCCUCCCAUUCAAUCUAAGGAAGAGUGACAUAUUUCAAAAGCUCCCACAAAAGCUCAGAGAGACUUUGGAAGCUUACUCUGUAGAAAUGAAAAAGUUAGCGAUGACUAUCUUAAGUCAAAUGACUAAAGCUUUAAAGAUGGAGGCUGAGGAGAUAAGAGACAUGUUCAGUGAUGGGGUUCAAUCAAUGAGAAUGAACUACUAUCCUCCAUGCCCUGAACCAGAUAUGACCAUUGGGUUCGCUCCUCACUCCGAUGCUGAUGCUCUAACUAUUCUCUUUCAGCUCAAUGACACUGAGGGCCUCCAAAUUCGGAAAGAAGGGAGAUGGGUUCCUGUUAAACCCCUUCCAAAUGCAUUUGUUGUCAACAUUGGAGACAUUAUGGAGAUUGUGAGUAAUGGCAUUUACCAGAGCAUUGAGCAUAGGGCAAUGGUGAACUCAGCGAAGGAGAGGCUCUCUGUUGCAACGUUUUUUAGUUCCAACCUCGACUCAGAAUUAGGUCCUGCACCUAGCCUCAUUAGCCCACAAAACCCAGCAAUUUUUCAGCGGGUCCCUAUAGAGAAAUAUUUCAAGGACUUCUUUGCUCGGAGACUAGAUGGCAAGUCGUACCUCAAGUUCAUGAAAAUAGAUGAAGAUGGAGGCCAUACAAGUUGAGUUAACAUGCAAGUAUGGAUGCAAUGCGCUGCCAUUCACUGCCUGAACUAUAUCCCUUACAAAGGUAAAUUGAAAUGACAAUCAGAUAGUAGUAUUACGGUUAGGAACACACAUACAAGAACCAAUAUGGAGAGCUCCACAAGGGUGCAAACCAUAUUCCAUGCCAAAGCAAGAAUUGGCACUGGUGGCCUAACAACAUUCCGAAGGAGCAAUUGGAGGAUUGUAUUUGAACAAUUUCAAUCACCUAUUUGGACUAAUAGGAAGAAUAUGCUCUUCUUGUUAAUUUAAUUUGAGCUCUGGAUAUUAAUAAGGGCUUCGUGAAAA
Molecule: messenger RNA, 1528 nt
Organism: Vitis riparia (riverbank grape)
Lineage: Eukaryota; Viridiplantae; Streptophyta; Magnoliopsida; Vitales; Vitaceae
Product: protein SRG1-like
Exons: 4
Coding region: 101-1204 (367 amino acids)
Source: RefSeq, a predicted model, not a curated record